Molecule: messenger RNA, 1572 nt
Organism: Olea europaea var. sylvestris
Lineage: Eukaryota; Viridiplantae; Streptophyta; Magnoliopsida; Lamiales; Oleaceae
Product: delta-aminolevulinic acid dehydratase 1, chloroplastic
Exons: 14
Coding region: 195-1454 (419 amino acids)
Biological process (GO): heme biosynthetic process
Cellular component (GO): cytosol
Molecular function (GO): porphobilinogen synthase activity; zinc ion binding
Source: RefSeq, a predicted model, not a curated record
UAGUUAAAAUAAGAGGAAACGCACGCCACAUCCAAUAAAAGAACCGGAGGUGCAUCCGUCUUUGAUGGAUUUCAAAAGACAACAUUCGAAAAUCUGAAAUCCAAACUUCAUCUUCUUCUUUCUUGAGCUAAGGCCUUGAUUUAACCCCAAGUUUGAUACCAAAAGUACUGUGGGAUUAUUGAAGGAGUGUUGAUAUGGCUUCAUCUAUGCUCUAUUCUGCAAAUAUACCCUUGAGCGUGCCACGAUCACUCAGAGUGAGGGCAAGUAAUACGAAUGAUAAUGUACCUAUGAAGAAGAUGGGAAUGAGUGAUGAGGAGUGUGAAGCUGCGGUGGUUGCAGGGAAUAUCCCGGAGGCACCCCCGGCGCCCUCCAAGCCAGCUGCUCCAGCUGGCACCCCGGUGGUGCCUUCACUUGCGGAGUGUUGUUGCUGUGACAUUUCUGAGAUAAUGAGAAAGGGUGAUAAUGCGUCUAUUAGUCGUCGCCCUCGUCGGAAUCGUAGGUCACCUGCUCUGAGGGCCGCUUUCCAAGAAACAAGUUUAAGCCCUGCAAAUUUGGUAUAUCCACUUUUCAUUCACGAAGGUGAAGAGGACACACCAAUUGGGGCAAUGCCUGGAUGUUAUAGGCUUGGUUGGAGGCAUGGACUCGUAGAAGAGGUCACUAAGGCUCGGGAUGUCGGUGUUAAUAGCAUUGUGCUAUUUCCGAAAGUUCCAGACGCUUUAAAGACCUCUACAGGGGAUGAAGCUUACAAUGAAAAUGGAUUAGUGCCUCAAACAAUACGGCUGCUAAAAGACAAGUACCCUGAUCUUAUUAUCUACACUGAUGUUGCAUUAGAUCCAUAUUCUUCUGAUGGGCAUGAUGGUAUCGUCAGAGAAGAUGGAGUUAUAAUGAAUGAUGAAACUGUGCAUCAAUUGUGUAAGCAGGCAGUCGCCCAGGCCAGAGCAGGGGCCGAUAUUGUCAGCCCCAGUGACAUGAUGGAUGGCCGUGUAGGUGCAAUUCGAGCAGCUCUUGAUGCUGAUGGCUUUCAGCAUGUUUCUAUUAUGUCCUACACUGCAAAGUAUGCAAGUUCAUUCUAUGGUCCUUUCCGAGAAGCAUUAGACUCAAAUCCACGUUUUGGUGACAAGAAAACGUAUCAGAUGAAUCCUGCUAAUUAUAGAGAAGCUCUGGUUGAAACCCGUGAGGACGAGUCUGAAGGAGCCGAUAUCCUUCUGGUUAAACCAGGUCUGCCUUACUUGGAUAUAAUAAGGCUUUUGCGAGAUAACUCUCCUCUACCCAUAGCUGCAUAUCAGGUUUCUGGAGAGUACUCGAUGAUUAAAGCUGGCGGUGUACUGAAAAUGAUUGAUGAAGAGAGGGUCAUGACGGAGUCGCUGAUGUGUCUGAGACGAGCUGGUGCUGAUAUCAUCCUCACGUAUUUUGCUCUGCAAGCUGCUCGAUGCUUAUGCGGAGAGAAGAGGUAAAAUGUACGUGAUAGAAUGGAAGUUCAUUUUUGUGCGUAGGAUUGUCUGUUGUACGUCUAUAAUUAUGUUCUUCGACUGAGAAAUACACUAAUAAUUGAAUAAAUGCUCGAAUUUUUCA